Messenger RNA from Lodderomyces parapsilosis, 750 nucleotides. RefSeq lists its product as uncharacterized. The transcript has a single exon. The coding region runs from base 1 to 750 and encodes 249 amino acids. Gene Ontology annotation, molecular function: iron-sulfur cluster binding; iron ion binding. Gene Ontology annotation, biological process: iron-sulfur cluster assembly. The record is from RefSeq and is a predicted model, not a curated record. Gene Ontology annotation, cellular component: mitochondrion. Lineage: Eukaryota; Fungi; Ascomycota; Pichiomycetes; Serinales; Debaryomycetaceae.
AUGAUGUUAUCGAGAACUUAUUUUAUUCGAAACAUAAAUGCUAACUUGGCCAGACGCCUACUCCACAUCAAAACAGCAUCUACUCCUAACGAAAACGCCUUGAAAUUCAUCUCGCCAGAUAAGCCUAUCUUACCCAUCGAGAAUACCACAUUCGAAUUCACAUCGACGUUACAAGCCAUCCAUUCUCCAUUGGCGUUGCAACUAUUCAAACUUCCUGGCAUUAAAUCAAUAUUGCUAGGACCCGACUUUUUGACAGUGAACAAGUUGGACAAUUACGACUGGCAUGAGCUAUCACAAGAAGUUACUGACACUAUGAAACAAUUCUUGGAUCACAAAGAUGCCAAGCCAGUUAUCACGAAUGAACUUGUUGAGAAAAUUCAACAAGAUAAACAAGCGUUGGAAGAUGAAGACGAAUCCGAUAUUGUACUGAUGAUCAAGGAACUUAUUGAAACAAGGAUACGUCCUGCUAUUCAAGAUGAUGGCGGGGAUAUUGAGUACAAAGGUUUUGACGAGGAAACUGGAACUGUAUUUUUAAAAUUACAAGGUGCAUGUAAAUCAUGUAGUGCUAGUGAGGAUACGCUAAAAAGUGGUAUUGAAGGCAUGUUGAAGCAUUACAUAGAGGAGGUUCAAGAAGUACAGCAGAUCUUGGAUCCAGAAGAGGAGAUAGCCAUGAAGGAAUUUGAAAGAUUGGAGUCACAGUUGAAAGGAACCAGAGAAAAUGCAGUCGAUGAAGGACCGCCAUCGUUAUAG